GGAUUUACUGAGUUUACUUAUUGUUGGUCCGUGGUGGCUAUCGUGGCGGACCUAAUACGAGCGUACAUUGCAUUACACUUUCAACUCCAGUAGCGGCUAGUCAGUUUCGAUUGGUGGUUAGGUAGUGUCAUCAAGAACGCCGUUCAUCAGAAACAUUUGCCUGUCGUUCCAGUCCGCAACAGUCAUCAUCAAGCAAUGUUUCUUUGAGCACAUACGAAGAAAUCGUGUCGUCACCAGCAGCGUCAGUAAACCCGGGUUGAAUUGUAGUGUCCGUCGUGAGGGAAAACACGCCUGCCUGGAUUUGCUACAGUGUGCCAGUGUAAAGCGCUAUAGUUUAGUGUGAUUGGGGAUGUUUGUGGUGACUAACGACAACGAACGCGCGCAGCUCAGUUCACUGCGAUCGGUUAUCAUGUGAAGAAGAAAACAGUACUGGACGGCAGUAACCACGAGCCUUUUGUUGAGUGGUGUGUUGUUUCCUAUCAAUAUUGUGAAUAGCUGAAAAUCGUAUCCACACGAAUUUUGAUCGUGUUUUAAUCUAACAAGUUAUGUGAAGUGGUUAAACCAAAGAAAAUCUACAAUGAAGGUGGUGUAUUCGUACAGUAUCUCGAUAUUCGCAACCAUCAGCGCCGGAUUGGUGUUCGUGUUCGGAAUCAUAGGCAAUCUCCUCACCGUGAUAGCUCUUUUGAAGUAUCAAAAGCUACGGAAGCAUCCGACAACCGUUUUUGUCCUAUCUCUUGCCAUGUCAGAUCUCUUUUUCUGUGCGGUUAACAUGCCACUCACGGCAAUUCGGUUCCUUAAUCAGCAAUGGACACUAGGUGAGGAUUUGUGUAAAGUCUUCCCCGUGUUUUUCUACGGUAAUGUGGCUGUGUCAGUACUCAGUAUGGUUGGCCUCACUAUCAAUCGAUACACGCUGAUACUUCAUCCUAGUCGAUAUUCUAAGAUAUAUACUCCAGUUAGUUUGUUCUUUCAACUACUUCUGAUUUGGGGUUUUUCUUUCGGAAUAAUGCUACUACCAUUAUUCGAAGUGUGGGGCCGAUUAGGUCUAGACGAAGAAACAUUCUCUUGCACCAUUCUUAAGAAAAACGACAGUUCACCGAAAAAAUUCAUAUUUCUAUUUGGAGUGUUGGUUCCAUGUAUCGUAAUAUCCAUCUCAUACUCUUGCAUUUUUUAUACUGUGCACAAGCAGAGGUCUAAACUAAAAGCUCACAAUGCAAACGCAUCGGGCAGGAUCGAAUCGUUUUUCCGCAACAAGGAAGACUGUCGGUUAACUUUAACAUUAUUAACAAUAUACCUCUGCUUUCUAAUAUGCUUCUUACCGUUGAUGCUUGCAAAUGUCAUCGACGACGAUGGAUCACAUGCAAAUCUCCAUGUGUUCGCAUCCGUUCUCGCCUGGAUGUCGGCAGUUAUUAAUCCAUUUAUUUACGCUAUUGGGAGCCAAAACUAUAGGCACGCUUAUACUAAACUUCUUUCGGAAAUGUGCUUCUGGAAAACAAAUGUAGAAUUGCGAUCAUUCGAUGAGAUAAACAAAUCUCGAACGAUAGACCAUUUAUAGCAGCAUUCAUUGUAGAGGUAUGUGAUAUUUGGCGAACGGAACGAUGAAGAAAGCCCCUUCCAUUCUACAGAGCAUUCCAAUUUAUUUCGUGUAAUAAAACAAAUUAUAUAUAAUUUAAUUUUACCUAUGACGGGUGGAAGAGUAAUUGCUAACAUUGUUAGAAUUGACAAAUUUGUACAAAAUACACGAUAACUGGGAUUUGUGAAAAUAUUUUCUUCAUUUUAUGUUUUUAACAGGCAUUGGAUAUACUUUCAUCGGUUCUUUUGUGAAUCUAAUUUAAUCGCACGAUAAGUGAAGAGUAAAACACAAAUAUAUGGCA
Messenger RNA from Wyeomyia smithii (pitcher-plant mosquito), 1871 nucleotides. It is a transcript of the gene Tre1, whose product is annotated as protein trapped in endoderm-1. Gene Ontology annotation, molecular function: G protein-coupled receptor activity. The transcript is spliced from 7 exons. The record is from RefSeq and is a predicted model, not a curated record. Gene Ontology annotation, biological process: G protein-coupled receptor signaling pathway. The coding region runs from base 578 to 1552 and encodes 324 amino acids. Gene Ontology annotation, cellular component: membrane. Lineage: Eukaryota; Metazoa; Arthropoda; Insecta; Diptera; Culicidae.